Molecule: messenger RNA, 1797 nt
Organism: Spathaspora passalidarum NRRL Y-27907
Lineage: Eukaryota; Fungi; Ascomycota; Pichiomycetes; Serinales; Debaryomycetaceae
Exons: 1
Coding region: 29-799 (256 amino acids)
Cellular component (GO): cytosol
Molecular function (GO): electron transfer activity
Source: RefSeq, a predicted model, not a curated record
GCAGAUACAUAACUACAUUUAAAUCAAGAUGUCUUCUACCAAAUUAAGAAUUCUUGUUCCUGUAAAGAGAGUAAUUGACUUUGCCAUUAAGCCAAGAAUCAAUAAGGCACAAACUGGAGUAGAGACCAAGGGUGUCAAGUUCAGUAUAAAUCCAUUUUGUGAUAUUGCUUUGGAAGAAUCUGUUCGAAUCAAAGAAAACAGCAAAGAUUUAGUUGAAAAGAUCCACGCUGUUUCAAUUGGUCCUUCUAAGGCUAAGGAUGUUUUGCGAACUGCAUUGGCUAAAGGUGCUGACACUAGUACAUUAGUUGAUGUUGGUGAACAAGAAGUUGAACCAUUGCAAGUUGCAAAGAUGUUGAAAAAAUUGGUUGAAAGAGAAAAUUCUAAUUUGGUUAUCUUGGGUAAACAAGCUAUUGAUGAUGACUCUAACCAAACUGGUCAAAUUUUGGCUGGGUUAUUAAAAUGGCCCCAGGCUACCAAUGCUUUCAAAGUUGAACUUGAUGGAGAAUCUGUAGCUGUUACUCGUGAAGUUGAUGAAGGGGUUGAAACAGUCAAGGCCAAGCUCCCAUUGAUUAUAACUACUGAUUUAAGAUUGAAUGAACCAAGAUACGCCUCAUUACAAAAUAUCAUGAAGGCUAAGAAGAAACCUUUGGAAACUUUGAAGGCUGCCGAUUUAGGAAUUGAAAUUGAAAACAGAUUAGAAACAUUAAAGGUUGAAGAACCACCAGCAAGAAGUGCUGGUGUUAAAGUGGAAACUGUUGACGAAUUGAUUUCAAAACUUAAAGAAUUAAAAGCUAUCUAAGUGUAUAGGCUUUUUAUUUUUUUGUAAAUAUGAGAAUUUUUAUUUUUUUACUCCACUUUUAAUUAACAAUCAACAAUCAACAACUAGCACCAUCAUGACCUCUCUUGACCUUUCAAUUGGAUUUAUUUCUAAAGAAAUUGAUUCGUGUGACUUUCUGAAUGUUAAUAAGCCAAUAGUAGUUGGUAUCAGUGGACCUCAAGGAUCGGGAAAGUCAUACCUAGCUAAUCACUUGACAGCUGCCUUGCAGAAAUCAUACCCUCAUUUGAACAUUAUUCACUUCCUGAUGGAUGAUUUAUACCUAACCAAGAAAGAUCAAGAUGAAGUCACAAAAGCGUCAAUUGAAUCAGAAAACAAACUAUUGCAAGGCAGAGGUUUACCUGGAACUCAUGAUUUACCAUUAGCACUACAAAUUUUUCAUGCCUUAAUUAACAAUUAUUCUGUAUCACCUUGGAAGUCAGUUGAAAUUCCAUUCUAUGAUAAAACUGCUUAUCAUGGACUUGGAGAUAGAGCAGAUAAAUCUCAAUGGCAAAUAAUUGAUACACCAGCUGAUGUGAUUAUAUUUGAAGGGUGGUUUAACGGAUUUGUCCCUCUCGGUCGAGAACAAGUUGACGCUACUUAUUUUACUUCGGAAGUUGGUGGUGUCUUACAAAAGUCACGUUAUUACCAUAUUCAGGAAAUCAAUGAUAACUUGCAACCCUAUACUAAAUUAUGGUCGUUUUUUGACAAAUUUAUUGUAUUGUGUACUAAUUCUAUUGACAACGUUUAUACUUGGCGUUUGCAACAAGAAAAAGAAUUGAUUAAACAAAAAGGUUCAGGAAUGACUGAUGAACAAGUUGAAAAGUUUGUUGACAGAUAUAUGCCGAUGUAUAUUUUAUACUAUGAGCAUUUAUGCUCUAAUGGAUUGGACCAUUGUUCCAAUUUGAAGAUUUCUAUAGACUUAAAUAGAAACGUUGUAGAGACACGCCAGUGCUAGUUUGUUUACAACCAAAAAUAUCAAU